Messenger RNA from Sphaerulina musiva SO2202, 1521 nucleotides. RefSeq names its product DUF1692-domain-containing protein. The transcript has 2 exons. Gene Ontology annotation, cellular component: Golgi membrane; COPII-coated ER to Golgi transport vesicle; endoplasmic reticulum membrane. Gene Ontology annotation, biological process: endoplasmic reticulum to Golgi vesicle-mediated transport; retrograde vesicle-mediated transport, Golgi to endoplasmic reticulum. The record is from RefSeq and is a predicted model, not a curated record. Bases 165 to 1463 code for a protein of 432 amino acids. NCBI's taxonomy places the organism in Eukaryota, Fungi, Ascomycota, Dothideomycetes, Mycosphaerellales, Mycosphaerellaceae.
UGCAGUGCCAUUGCUGUCUCGCGACGCCAUUGCAUCGACAAGCCCCUCCGACGCUCCUUUAUCCGACCAUUCGAGACGACUCGGUUUCUCUUCAGCCUGGGGGCUGUCAGUAUUGUAUUACUACCACCAUCACCACCACCACAAGGCAUUGAUAAAUCGCCACCAUGCCUGCCAAGUCACGCUUCACCAAGCUCGAUGCUUUCACCAAGACGGUCGAAGAUGCCCGCAUUCGCACCUCCACUGGCGGUAUCGUCACCAUUACUUCUCUGAUCUUGAUCCUCUAUCUGGUCUGGGGGGAAUGGACCGACUACCGGCGCACCGUCGUACAUCCUGAACUCAUCGUUGACAAGGGCCGUGGAGAGAAGAUGGAAAUUCAUAUGAACAUUUCCUUCCCUCGCGUGCCAUGCGAAUUGCUCACUCUUGAUGUCAUGGACGUGAGUGGAGAAGUGCAGUCUGGAGUCAUGCAUGGUGUGAACAAGGUCCGCUUGGACGCGAAUGGGAAAGAGAUUGGCAAGGAAGCGUUGACUGUCAACAGUGAAGAGCAGGUGCCCCACCUGGAUCCGGACUACUGCGGCGAUUGCUAUGGCGCCCCAGCGCCCGAGACUGCGACCAAGGCAGGCUGUUGCAACAACUGUGCGGAAGUCCGAGAGGCCUAUGCGGGUGUCAGUUGGUCGUUCGGGAGGGGAGAGGGCGUGGAACAGUGCACCAGAGAGCACUAUGCAGAACAUCUAGAUGAGCAGAGGAAAGAGGGUUGCAGGAUUGAGGGUGGAAUCAGAGUGAACAAGGUGGUGGGCAACUUUCACUUUGCCCCCGGCAAGAGCUUCAGUAACGGGAAUAUGCACGUGCACGACCUGGAAAACUACUUUCAGAGCGGAGAAGUGCAGCACUCGUUCACGCAUAAGAUUCAUCAUCUGCGUUUUGGCCCAGAACUUCCAGAUGACGUCGUGAAAGCGGUUGGGAAGAAGGGCAUGGCGUGGUCUAAUCAUCAUCUCAACCCUUUGGACGACACGGAACAAGUCACAGACGAGGUUGCGUACAACUUCAUGUACUUCGUCAAGGUUGUCUCAACAGCAUACCUCCCACUCGGCUGGGACGGAUCAGGCUCGCUCCUGGACAUCCCACACGAGCUCAUCGCACUUGGCGGCUACGGUAAGGGCGAACAAGGUAGCAUUGAAACUCAUCAAUACUCUGUGACUUCGCACAAGCGAUCCUUGACCGGAGGUGACGCCAAGGCCGAAGGGCACGAAGAACGGUUGCACGCUAAAGGCGGCAUUCCUGGAGUCUUCUUCUCCUACGACAUCUCACCCAUGAAAGUCAUUAACCGCGAAGCUCGAGCAAAGUCCUUCUCUGGCUUCUUAGUAGGCGUCUGCGCCGUCAUAGGAGGCACGCUGACAGUUGCUGCCGCCGUAGAUCGACUACUGUACGAAGGCGGAUCGAAGCUGAGGAAGUACCAUUCGAGCUAGAUAUAUCAUCAAAGGAACAUAUUGAUAUCUGAUAGAUGUAUCAUUGGCAAGGUCCCAC